This is a messenger RNA of Trematomus bernacchii (emerald rockcod), 4061 nucleotides long. It is a transcript of the gene eif4g2b, whose product is annotated as eukaryotic translation initiation factor 4, gamma 2b. Gene Ontology annotation, molecular function: translation initiation factor activity; mRNA binding; protein binding. Gene Ontology annotation, cellular component: eukaryotic translation initiation factor 4F complex. Lineage: Eukaryota; Metazoa; Chordata; Actinopteri; Perciformes; Nototheniidae. Bases 1 to 2829 code for a protein of 942 amino acids. The record is from RefSeq and is a predicted model, not a curated record. The transcript is spliced from 21 exons.
AUGGCCAUGGAGACGGAAGAUGAAGCGGGCAAAGCGCACUUCAGUGAGCCACCGUUUCCCCCAUCCCCUCCUGUUACUCUUAUUCUUUUAAGUAUUCUUCAUUGUCAAGUCGCCAAAGUGGAGAGUUUGAUUGCAGAAGGGGGUGCUUCUCGUUUCAGUGCUUCUUCGGGGGGAGGAGGUGGUAGGGGCGCACCUCAGCACCAUCCCAAGACUGUCGGCAACAGCGAGUUCCUGGGGAAAACCCCAGGGCAAAGCGUUCAGAUAUGGGUUCCUUCACGAAGCACUAGACGAGAUGUCAACUCCAGCAACGAAAAAGAGCGACACGAUGCAAUCUUCAGGAAAGUGAGGGGCAUACUCAACAAACUCACGCCUGAAAGGUUUGACAAGCUAUGCCUCGAGCUCCUCAACGUGGGCGUAGAUUCAAAACUCGUCCUUAAAGGAAUCAUCUUGCUGAUUGUAGACAAAGCCCUAGAAGAGCCGAAGUAUAGCUCGCUCUAUGCUCAGCUAUGUCUGCGCUUGGCAGAGGACGCACCAAACUUUGAUGGCCCUUCAUCUGAGAUCCAAACAUCCCAAAAGCAGAGCACAACCUUCAGACGACUGCUCAUUUCCAAACUUCAAGAUGAAUUUGAAAACCGCACCAGAAAUGUUGAAAUCUAUGACAAACAUGACAACCCUCUUACUUCUGAGGAGGAGGAGCAGCGUUCAAUUGCCAAGAGAAAGAUGCUUGGCAACAUCAAAUUCAUCGGGGAACUUGGCAAACUCGACCUCAUCCACGAAUCUAUCCUUCACAAGUGCAUCAAAACACUGCUGGAAAAGAAGAAAAGAGUCCAGCUCAAGGACAUGGGGGAGGAUCUGGAGUGCCUCUGUCAGAUAAUGAGAACAGUGGGGCCGAGACUCGACCACAACAAAGCAAAGUCUUUAAUGGAUCAGUAUUUUGGCCGUAUCCGAUCCUUAAUGAAUAACAAGGAGUUGCCCGCAAGGAUCCGCUUCCUGCUCCAAGACACAGUGGAACUGCGAGAAAACAACUGGAUCCCCCGCAAGGCUUUCAUUGACAACGGACCAAAGAUGAUUCACCAGAUCCGUCAGGAGGCAGUGAAAGAUUUGAGUGUUUUCAUCCCAGCACCCAUGUCUCAGGGGAUGAGGAUGGACUUCUUCCUGGAAAGCCCCUUCAUGCCCAACAGAAUGAAACUGGACAGGGAGACUCUCGGGGGAUUGGCCGAUAUGUUUGGGCAGAUGCCAGGCGGUGGGAUUGGAACUGGCCCUGGGGUUAUUCAGGAUCGGUACUCGCCCACCAUGGGACGCCAUCGCACCAACCCGCUCUUCAACGGCCACAGUGGCCACAUCGCCCCCGCGCCACAGUCACAGUUCGACGUGGGGCAAAAGUCUUUCGUUAAGUCCAACCAGGUUCAGAACCAGCAUUUCCUCAACCAGAACCAGAACCACCUGGCCCAGCAGCAAGUCCAGUCCAAGGACAUGCCUCCACGAUUCAGCAAGAAAGGACAGCUCAAUGCAGACGAGAUCAGCCUCAGACCUGCUCAGUCAUUCCUCCUCAUCAAGAACCAGGUACCCAAACUCCAGCUUCAGAUCCCCACCAUGAUGCCUCCCAGCGCCCAGCCCCCCCGCACUCAGACCCCCCCUCUGGGACAGCCCCCACAGCUCGGCCUGAAGACCAACCCUCCGCCCAUCCAAGAGAAACCUCAGAAGAUCAACAAGAAACCCCCGCCUGCCAAGGAGGAACUGCUUAAAAUGACGGAGACGCUGGUGACUGAGUACCUGAACAGUAAGAACCUGACGGAGGCCGUGAGCAGCGCCAAAGAGAUGAAAGCUCCGAAGCACUUCCUGCCGGAGAUGCUGAGUAAGAUCAUCGUGUUUGCCCUGGACCGUCCCGACGAGGACAAAGAGCACGCCAGCACUCUGAUCCACACGCUGCACUCAGAGGGCCUCGUCACCGCAGAGAACUUCAUGCAGGCCUUCCUCAGCGUCCUGGACCAGUGCCCUAAGAUCGAGCAGGACGUCCCGCUGGUGAAGUCCUUCCUGGCCCAGUUUGCGGCGCGGGCCGUCAUGGCGGAGCUGGUGAGCGUGGCGGAGCUGGCCCACCCGCUGGAGAACGGCACGCACUUCCCCCUCUUCCUGCUCUGCCUGCAGCAGACCACCAAGCUGAAGGACCGAGAGUGGCUCACCGACAUCUUCCAGCAGAGCAAGGUCAACAUGCAGAAGAUGCUCCCAGAAAUCGAUCAGAACAAAGACCGCAUGCUGGAGAUCCUGGAGGGGAAGGGCCUGAGCUUCCUGUUCCCGCUGCUGAAGCUGGAGAAGGAGCUGCUGAAGCAGAUCCAGGCAGACCCCUCCCCUCAGUCCAUCUACAAGUGGAUCAAAGACAACAUCUCGCCCAAGCUCCACACCGACAAAGGCUUUGUCAACAUCCUCAUGACCAGUUUCCUGCAGUUCAUCUCCCAGGAGCUGAGCGUGUCGGAGGCCGAGGAGCAGCUGGCGGCGCCCUCCAGAGACCUCCUGGAGCAGGAGAAGCAGCUGCUGCUCGCCUUCAAGCCCGUCAUGCAGAAGUUCCUCCACGACCACACCGAGCUGCAGGUCAGCGCGCUCUACGCCCUGCAGGUGCACUGCAACGCCAGCGCCUUCCCCAAAGGCUUACUGCUACGCUACUUUGUCAACUUUUACGACAUGGAGAUCAUCGAAGAAGAAGCCUUCCUCGCAUGGAAAGAAGAUAUAAGUCAAGAAUUCCCUGGAAAAGGGAAAUCUUUAUUCCAGGUCAACCAGUGGCUCACCUGGCUGGAGACAGCGGAGGAGGAGGAGUCUGAGGACGAAGCAGACUGAAGAAACCCAAGAAGAAGAAGCAUCAUGGUGUAGAAGACCUCCCUGAUUCAUCAGUGCACUCGCCUUUCCUUUUUAUUUGACCCCAUUCUUCAUGUAACCAUUCCCACGUGGCACUUAGCGGCUUCUCUCUGGCAUUGAAUUCAUGAAAGGGAAAGCUUGAGAACACCUGAGGAGCAGCAUGUGUCGCCUAUUGAGCUACAUGAAAUCUGAAGUGGCUCUACCAUGUGUGUUUUCGUUCUUAUUUCUCACAUUAUCGCAUGUUUUUCCUUUACAUUUAAUUUGUAAUAAUUUGAACUUUCCCCCUGUAGGAAACUGAUUUAUUUAUUUGUAAUAUUUCCCCCUUAAUUAAAUGAAAUUAGUCGCUAUUAACAUCAUACAGGCUGCAGACACAAGCUCUUAUUUUCCACCGUAUCGCAUGUUUUUUCAUUUACAUUUAUUUUUUAAUUAUCUGAACUUUCCCUCUGUAGGAAACUGCUUUAUUUAUAUGUAGGUUUUCCCUAUAGACAAAUGAAAUUAGUCAGUAUAGUAUUAACAUCAUACAGGCUGCCGAUUGACCCGUACAGUGAACACUUAAGACUUUAGCCAUUUAAGGAAGUAUGUCUAAUGUAAGAGUAGUAUAAGCUGGAAAAAGCUUUCUGAAUUAAGGUGUGUUUAGUCGACCGAUGCUUACUAAAAAGCUGCUUUUUUUUGUUUUAUUAAAAGUGCUCUUCGUAAUGUUUCCCCUUCGUCAUCUGUCGCUCUUCCGUUACAUCUCAUGUUUGUGCCGCCGUAACGUCUCAAAGUUGCCUGUGUUUCUACCUCUUAGUUAGAUGGGCUUAUGAAAUGUACUAAGAAGAAGCCCGUGCAGAUGAUGAAGUAUUUAAUUAGUUCCUGGCCUGAUAGCACAAUAAAUUCAUUAAAAUUCUUUCUGUGAAGCGUCACAUGGUUUACAAAUAUUCAUCUUUUUAUUUGACUACUGUUCUUGCUAAAAAAGUGGCUUUCAGAUUGUUUUGUCCAGAAUUUGGAGUAGCAGUGUUUUUCAUAAUUUAGUAAACUUUUUGAGAUAAAUAAUAACCCCCACUUCCAUCACUGAAAUAACAAGUUAUAUUAGUAAGAAACAUUUACUUUUACCCAAGCAUUAAAAGCCAUGUAUAUGUCUGAGGCAAUGAAUUUGGAUCAUAUUGCAAGGUAUUCAACAUUAUUGUGCACUUCUAUUGCUAAAAUGUCAAUAAAGUUCAAUACAUGAGCACCAA